AUGUACACGUGUGAUUUUCUAAUAUUUAUUGGUAUUUUAUGGUCUUUAUCAUUGAUUGAUGCUAAACGACGAGGUCAAUCACAACAUAAUUUGGGUGAUUUUUGCAUUCCAGGUACAUGUACUAGUUUGAAUUCCAAUUGUAAACGUGUUGGAGGAAGUGCAUUUCGAUGUGUUUGUAAAGAUCAAUAUAUAUCUGUGAAUAAAACUCAUUGUGUUAGAGUUAUUAAUGCAUCAAUGGAUUCAACAUGUGUUUCAUGUAUGGAACGUGGUGGUGUUUGUUUAGAUGAAGAUUCUGAUAAUUAUAUGGAUAAAUGUUUUUGUCAAAUCGAUAGUGAUUUAUGUCAUGAUCGAACAACAGUAUCAUUAAUACCAAUGACAGAAUCGUUAGAAAAUAUACCAAUUGUAACACCAUUAUUACCAAGUCAAUCUGUUCGACAAGGUGAUCUUAUACUUGGUUUAUAUGAUAUAACUCAACAACGUUUAAUUGAUAAUGGUGGUUCAGUUUUUAUUGGUGAUCGUCUUUUUAUUGAAAUAAAAUAUCGAACAGUUGAACACAAUCCUGAUCGUCAUCAAAUUAUAGCUGAAAAUUGUUCAAUAGCAUCAAGUGUAUCUGAUAAUGAAAUAAAAUUAGAAAAAAUUCCUCUAUUAACAAAUCGUUGUCCAUCAUUAGAUUCACGUUUAUCAAUACGUUUUCAACGUAUUGAUCCAGAUCAUAUUAAAACAAUAUGUUAUGGUCGAAUAGAAAAUUGUCAAGAACGUUUAUGUCCAGAAAUACGACGAUCAUCAACAUUAAAUCGUAAUUCAAUGAAUAUAAUUAAUUCAUCAUUAACAUCAACAACUGAUUAUGCUCCAUUUGAUUAUGUUGAUGAAGAUGGUGCAAGUGUUAUUGCAUUACGACGACGAAAACGAGACGAUAUUGAUGAAGAACAAGCAAAACAAAAAUUAGCUAGAUUAUUAUCUGAUUUAACUUGGUCAAUAGAUCAAUCAUCAACAAAUAAUCUAUUUGAUGAAAAUAAUAAUUCUGGUUAUUAUGAAAUACGACAAGUACAACAACAAUUUACUAUUGAAUUACCAUUACCACAGCCAGCACAAAAAUCUAAAACAACUUAUGAAGCUCUUUAUAGUCGUUCAUCAUUAGCAAGUCAAGGUGGUAUUGAACGAUCAACUGUUAUUGCUACUAUUUCAAUUAUAUUUAUUAUUGGUAUAUCAGUUUCAUUAUUUGUUGUUUAUCGAGCUUGUUAUUUUGAAUAUGCACAACGAAGAUAUGGUUCACCAUCAUUUGCUGGUUUUGGUAAUGGUGGUGAAUCAAUCUAUGCUGGUAUAAGAAGUACAUCACAAGUUUGUCGUUAUGAUAUGGGACGUCGAUCUGAACAACGUUUUGAUGAAAGUUUGUUUGCUACAAAUGUGGAACCAAUAAGUGCUUAUCGACGACAAUAUUAA
Messenger RNA from Rotaria sordida, 1440 nucleotides. The record is from the annotation of a GenBank genome assembly. Lineage: Eukaryota; Metazoa; Rotifera; Eurotatoria; Philodinida; Philodinidae.